AUAAAUUACGACUCUAUGAAUAGACGCACAGACAAUUUGAAGUCUUUCUUAUGUCACUUAUCUGUGCCGACUGUCUCUUGACUUGACUCAAACACUUGUGUUGAUGAAUCACUUGAGUAAAUUUUGGACAAAGAACGAAAAUAAGAAUCUUUAUUAUUACUUAUAAGUGACAGUGUAGUGUAUUCUCCGAAAUGGGAUGUCAGGCGUGUCUGACCCGGGUGCCUUAUGCAACCCUUAUAGCAACCAUUAUGUGCUGCAUGGGCGUGGGAGUGUUUUGUGGCACUAUGUACAAAGGGUCGCAGUUAUCAAUACAGAUGUUCGACCAAGUAUUUCACUUUCGACUGAUAUGGAUGGAAGCAUUGAAGAUGAUAUUUGUCGUCGGCAGCGCGUGCAUGGCAGCUCUAGGGCUAAUGCUGCUGUGCCUCGGCUGCUUGACGACAGGGGCGACGCGACAGAAGGUGUACCGGGCGUGGCGCGCGCGAGUCAGCGGCCGCGUGUCCUGCGCGGUGUUCAUGGUUAUCACUUACAUACUAACCUUCACCUGGAUCGUUCUACUGGGAUUCCUGGUCAUAACAACAUUCUUAUUUACCAUCUUCUGGAAGCUGUGUUCCAAACCCGAGAACAUCAAGUUGGCUACGUGCAUUGACUUCACGCAGUUUGAUUUUAUGUUCCCUUCCAAUGUGAAACAAGAAGACAUGAAAAUCUGUGAUUCGCAAAUGAUGAAAUUUUUUUGCAAAGAUUAUGUGGAGAAGGCAGAAUUUAUGUUUAUUUUGGCUAUGGUGUCAUGUGUACUUGUAAUACUAAGUUUAGUACACUACCUUAUGUGCCUGUCUGCUAAUUAUGCACACAUUAGAGAUCAUGAGAAGUUCCAAGAACUACAAGAGCUGCAGUAUUUGACAAACCCUGACUUGCAUGCAUCCAAAGAUCGUUUCUAGUACAUAGCCCGCGCACCCCUUCUGCGCUCUCUGGAGGCCACUACUAAAAUGUGACAUUAAAAUAGAAAGAAAGAUUGAAAUUCCACAGUUUUGUGUUCACCUAUACAUUUAUGUAAUUGAUAAAGACUGACCUGCAGUGAAUUAGCCCUAAACCAUUGUAAUGUAACAUCUUGAAUGAUAAAUAUUCAUUCACAUUUUUACAUAUCUAAAAUGACUAUGUGCUACUGUUUUGCACAUGGUACUUAAAAGCAAUUUAAGUUUGCCCUUAAUGUUCUGAAUUACUUGUGCUCAAAGUUUUUUCCAGAUAAAUGACUAUUCUCUCUUGAUAUAUUGUUAAUUGUGUUGCAACUUACCUUCUGCUAGAGCUACUAUUGUUUGGCAAUCAACUUCCUACAUUACUAGUUGCAAUGGAAACAUUUCCUCUUGCUACCUGCAAUUACCCAUUUAGGCAGCUUAUUUUAAGUAUUUUAAGUAGACUGAUUACAAUUUGAGUUUGGUCCAUUUUCCUACAUUCCUCUAGUUUUAAGUGAUAUAUUAUAUUGACUUAAGUGUAUAAGUAAUUGUAAGAAACACUUAGUGCAUACCUUUUUAUAUAUUUAGAAUAUUUUUAUUUUAUUCAAAUAGGUGCUUUAACAAAAUUUUAUUUUCUAUGACAACACUUUUUUUAGGUGACUUUGGCAUCUGCCCGACAGCUAUGAGCCACUUUACAUCACCUUUGUACCUGCUAACAGAUUUAUAUUCUUAGCCAACAUUGUUUUCUUUAAGUUGAUGUGGUAUUUUUAUCCUCUCCCUCCACAUAUUAUUAGCCCAUCUGGUUGACAUUAAGUGUACAAUAAGUGUAAAACUUGGGCACAUUAAAGUUCACAUUUAUGCCAAUAUAUAUGUGCACAGUAAUUUCUUUAAUUUAACAACUAUGCACUAAGCACAUAGCCUUGCUUAAGUAAUUGUAACAAAAUAAUAUCACAAUGAAACAACACUGUUUACUGCAUUUUUAUGUUUAAGAUAUUCAGGCAAUAAUCUAGGUAUUUUCCACCUGUUACCACUGCUAAUAGAGGUUUUUUUUUCUCAUCUCCGUUCCCAGUGUGAAUUUACCACUGACAACAGGCAAAGUAAAUUAAUAUUAAUGAUUAGGAUUAUUUUCUCUGGUGUUUGGGUCAAAAUUAUUUUAAUUAUCAUGUUUUUCGUCCCCAAAAAAUGUCACAAAGUAUAGCUUUUUGUAUGGGAAUUAUUUUGAGUUAUGAAUUUUUUCAAGUCAAAAUAAUCUACAGCUAUAAUGACAUACAAUAGCACUCAACUUAAAUUAUUUAUUUGAUAGAAGCCACAAAUACAUGCGUGAAAACAAUGUUGACCUGUUUACAGUGGUAACAAAUGAGAAUUUUUUUUUUUUUCAUUUGGUGGUAACAGCCGGGAAUAAUACAUUAUUCCAAACUCUAAAUGUCACAAGCACAAAGAUGGAUAAUUCAAAAGGCUUGGACAAAGUAUUCUAAAAUGUAACUUAGUAAUAUUUGUACAAAUAAUACCUGAUACUGAUAGUCAUACAGUUUGAUAUGAAUGCACAUUCACGUUAAUGUACCAACAGUGUCAUAGGACUAACACAAGAAUUGUAAGCUCUUUUUUGAGUAUGCUGGUAAACCACUAUUCUUUUUAUAUCUAACAUUUAAUUUCAAACAUGUUCCAACUUGAAUAAUAUAAAAGAAUAAAAAAGGGAACUGAACUGAUAACCAAAGAUUGGGAACUGAAAUACGUAUAAGUUGUAAAAUAACCCUUUUGGUAAUUUUGCCCGUUGGUCUUGUCAAUUUUAACACACUUGUAUGUCUUCUAACAAGAAUAUCGAGUUAAUAUGGUGUUUUUUUUUGGUACAAUAACUAAUUUUGACUGAUAAAGACAAAAAUAGUAUGUGCAGUACUGUCGAUGCACUUAAUAUCUACCUAAUAAGGAUUCAUAUCCUCCCAAUGUGAAAUUUGACAGUAUUUUCCUUAGGUUAAUGUAAAUUAUAAAUCUUUGUAUACAUUUUGCCUAGACUUAUGUUGUUAGCAAUCGUAAUAAGUAGGUAAAUAAUAUGAUUUUUAUAUGAAUAAAGGUUCUUUACAAAAAAAA
This is a messenger RNA of Cydia pomonella (codling moth), 3032 nucleotides long. It is a transcript of the gene M6, whose product is annotated as neuronal membrane glycoprotein M6-a. Lineage: Eukaryota; Metazoa; Arthropoda; Insecta; Lepidoptera; Tortricidae. The record is from RefSeq and is a predicted model, not a curated record. The coding region runs from base 192 to 935 and encodes 247 amino acids. Gene Ontology annotation, cellular component: plasma membrane. Gene Ontology annotation, biological process: neuron projection development. The transcript has a single exon.